Messenger RNA from Pieris napi, 3882 nucleotides. RefSeq lists its product as uncharacterized. NCBI's taxonomy places the organism in Eukaryota, Metazoa, Arthropoda, Insecta, Lepidoptera, Pieridae. Bases 34 to 2496 code for a protein of 820 amino acids. The transcript is spliced from 20 exons. Gene Ontology annotation, biological process: cilium assembly. The record is from RefSeq and is a predicted model, not a curated record. Gene Ontology annotation, cellular component: MKS complex; ciliary transition zone.
AUAUAUAAUUUUAAUCGUGUAAUAUAAAAUAAUAUGAUGUAUCUUUUGUUGUUCUUUGUAUUUCAAGUCUCGGGGUAUAGAUUAUCCAGCUUAUGUAAAACUGGAGAAUAUUAUGAUUCAAUUGGAAUGGAUUGUCGAUCUUGUAACACCAAUGUUUCUCUGGUACCUGCAGAUGAUGGUUUUGGUUGCACCUGUGCACCCGACAGCAUCCAAAAAAGUGUCAAUAUGUGUCAGCCAUGCAAUGCAACAGAAUUGAUUUCUACCGAUGGCACCACUUGUGUGCCUCGAAGGUGCCAAAAAUCAGGUGGACGAGUCGUCUGCAGGAAGUGCCCCGCUGAUUAUAUUUCCGUUACACAAAACUUCGACGGGUCGCCAAUGAAAGAAGUAACAUGCUUUAAGUGCCAUCGCGGGUACAAAGCUCACGAUAACAAAUGUGUUAAGUGCGAGGUCUGUUCAUGUGGGAGAAAUGAGAUGGUCGUUAGUGGAAAAUGUCUGCCUAAGAAAUAUGUUAUGGAGAGGCCGAAAUAUAGUGAUAAUAAAUUACAUCCAAAUGCUCUCUUGGAUAUUGUUAAACUGGAGUAUUUAUGUACGCAAGCGGAUAUCAGAGCGUGUCACGCUCUAGCAAGGGAGUGUGUCAAAUAUUUAUACCCUACAGAUUUGGCAGGACCAUGUAGACUUUGGCUUCAGAAAAAUGGUACCUAUAAGGGUCUCCCAUAUCUAGUACACGAGUAUCAUAAAAAGGAGAUUUCUCUACGCCACGGAAAGAAUACAUUAUUGUUAGGAAUGGCGAUAUAUUCUCCCAAUGGGGCUCUACAGUUACUUCAAGAUGAAACACAAGGAAUAUUCUCGUGCUUACCACCUAUAUUAAUUAAAGUUGGAGAGCGAUAUUCUGUUGAUUGUACGAAAAAUAUAACGGAUCUUAAUUCGGAUUUUGGAAAAUUAUUUGAGUUUUUUAUACCUGGUGAAAAGUAUAAGGCUUUCCCAAUCUCCAUUCUAAAACCUGAUGGUAACUUUGUUCAGAAGGGUUCAUGGCCUCGAUCAAAAUUUAGAAAGAUAUUUUUGAUCGAUAAGAUUCUUUCUACGACAACAAAUAUGACAACAAUAGUCUACCUAAGAAAACUUCUGAUUACUUUUAGAAUAGAAAGAGAAUUAAAAGGAUCGUUAAAGCUUUAUAUCAACACUGAAGCACAUUUUGCUAUGAAAUCACCUUUGGUCCAACAAAUAACAACGACUCUACUUGUUGAUCACGAAAUGCCAUAUGCAAGCGUUUAUCGUGGAUUAGAAAUAUGGGGAGCUAUCGUUAGUUUAUUGUUUUGCAUCUAUGCGAUUUUUCAAUGGCGUGGCGUUAUCCGUAGAGGUGGAUUAUACAUUUCAAUAAUUCCUUUAAUGGCAUCGGCUACGGCAGACGGCGUAUAUUUUGCAACUUUAUUCUCAACACUACACGCAUUGGCUGCUGAGACGGGAAACCUUGGAAUAAUAUUACCUCUCUCACAAACAGAAGAAAACAUAAUUAAAAUCGUUUUGUAUUCAGUAAUUAUUUUAAAGAGUUUAAAAGUAGUGUGGAUAAACUGGAAUCAAUGUAGAGUUGAUGUAUUUUUUAUAGACUGGUCACAACAUCAUUUCUCAAUCUCAGAUUCGCCAACAACUGUAAAUAGUGGUCACUGGAGAUCGAUUUUGCUUGCUAAAGAGUGGACGGAAUGGCAGGCCAAACGGAGAUCAUCACCAAUAGAUACAGUUAUUUGUACUCUUGGAAUAUUGCAAGUAACAGAGCAGUGGAAAUUGUAUAUUCCUGAAAGUAAUGGAUAUAAAUGGGUUAUUGCGACUAUAGUAUGGUGGUUUUCAUAUACCAUAAUGUUCUUAAUAAAUUGGACAAAACAUAGAUUUCUCGCAAGACCAAUGAGUUUAUUAAAAGUAUGUUCAGGGGCAGAAAUAUCACUUAUAGUAUUUCAAGAGGAGUUUUAUGCGCAUUAUGUUCAUGGGAGAAAUGAGGACUGUGACAGUAGUGUGAAUUUUCCGGGCCCCCUUGCAACAUGUCGGGUCGUGUGUGCAUCACAAAUAAGAACUGUGUACAAAAAGCUUGCACACAAUGAUGACGAUUUAUUUCGGCAAGAAAACGAGUCCAACCGUCUACUCUUAUCCAAGUUUCUUUCGGCUUUCUUUGAAAGGGCUCUUGAUGGUUUAAGUUGGGUGGCGAUUGAACGUACAAUAUUAGAAAGGCUUCUUGAUGUAGAGUUAACAAACAGAGAAGGAAGCAAUGUGAGCACUUUGCUGUAUGACAUCAAUGACAACACGCCAUCUUGUUUGGCUUCAACAUGGUGGGGUGAAGAAUGGACGCUGGCAACAUUCGACUGUAUGCUAUUUGGUUCGAUUUUCGUUGGUACUAAUAACUUGUUACUUGCAGCUAUAACAACAAUUCUUAUAUACCAAAUGCUGAAAGAACUGCGACUGUGGUUUGGGUCUAGAAAUCUCAAGCAAAAAACUGGCGUCAAAGUCUAAUGACGGCCGCUACCUUGACAAUUUUAAUUUUUGAAAUAACUUUUUAUAUAAUACCAAUACCACUUGCUGCUUCUACAGAUAUAGCCGUUGAUGUUUCAUCAUUGAGAUUAUCAUCUCUAGCUAAACCUAUUGGUCCAUUCUACAAUCUUAUUACCAACAUUUGUGAUGUUCUAUUAGAAGACUUUUCCAACUCAAGGAUUCCAAGAUACAUGAAAGUACUUAGCAAAAGUCUUAAACAUUUGGGGUCUGGAUUUCUACUCAAAUUACAGAUAAAACGAUUUCGAAAACAACUUUUGAAGCUGUCUUCAUACAAUGGCAGAAUAAUUAGACCAAAAAUAAAACAAUUCCAAAAUCUAAUUGCAGAGAUAAAACCACUUCGAAACGAAUUAUUUGUGGCUUUAAAUAAUAUUUUUACUGUUUACCAAGAUAACAAAAUGGACGAUUAUAUUUAUUAUUUAAAAAAAUUUGGAUAUAAGAGAAAGGAAAAUAUUUAUGUGAGAACUAGAAGACUUUUUGAAGAUGUAAUAUUUCGUACAAUAGAGAAACAAGAUGAAAGAGUCAAGGAUGAUAUUAAAUUGAAAUUUAAAUUGGCAGUCAUUGAAUACAUGGAAGGCGAAAAUCUAAAACGUAUUAAUUGAAAUUAAAUUGAUCGUUGAUUGGAAUGCACACCGUUAAAUUAACAAAAUACCAUAAAUAUUGGUUUAUUGAAAAUGUGGACUUAUUUUAUAUUACUGAUUUGUCUUAAUAUUUGUAAAAGUGAAAACAAAACAAAAACAGAUAAUUUAAAACAUUCUUUGAAACAAAUUAAUCUAAACAUCGCAAGAUCAAAAGACAUCUUUGAAUCAUUUCUCAAGGAACUCGUAGAUUUACUUACAACGCCCGAAUUUCAAGCAAAGAAACUAAAAAAAUAUUGCAAGAUUUUAUAUAAAGAAUUAAGAUAUUCCGAAUACCGCAUUGCCAGGAAAUUUGGCAAACAUUUUAAAAGUCUCUGUCGAAAGUAUCAAGAUGAAUUAAUCGGAGAACUCGAGUUUUAUAGACGAGAGCUUGAUAAACCAACAACGCUAAGAGCUGAUUUUUUCUCAGCAAUUAAUGAAGCAUUUACUCUUCAACAGAGAGCGCUCUUCACCAAUUAUUUAUAUGAUUUGAGAGAUUUUGGUACUGACGAUAAACUAACAAUAAAUGAAGAAACAAAGAAGCUUAUUAACUAUAUUAUUAUUGAGAACAUUUUAAAGUUAAAUUCAAAGGCACAAAACGAUAUUGCUCAGAAAUUAAAAAAGGUUUUAAAGGAAUUCAAUUCACGGAAGUAAAAAAUAUUUCUCGUUCUAAACCUACUCUCUUUUCUCUAUGACUUAUUCGCGAAGUAUCAAUUGGUAUAUUAUGUGUGCA